AUUUUUCCCACUUUAGAGUUUGGUCUUAAUCUCUCACUUACUCGACCGUUCCUCUCAAAAUUUUCAAAAACUCAAACUUUUCUCGAAUCUCUCCAAAGAAAAGGAAUUUUCCGGCGUUAAUUUCGAGAAAAACCGGCGACAAUGGGUUGCGUCUCAUCAAACCUCCUUAAUCGCGACGAAGACUUCCCUCAAAUCAGCGGUGGAAGCUCCGCCUUUGGCCACCACAUCGUCAAACUAACCUCCACCACUUACGGUCUUCUCACUCUCGAUCCUCCUCCUUCUUCACCUCCUCCUUCCUCCGCCGCGUUAUCCUCCGAUAUAACACCACCGGAGAAAUUCAAGAUCGGUACGAAAUCAAAGUCGUCGUUGUGGUCUGAGCCAAGGGUGAUUAAGUCUGAGCCGGAGGUUAUAAACUCUUGGGAGCUAAUGUCUGGUCUCGACGGUGAAAGUUUCCGAUUCACUCCUCUUCCGAAGACUCCGGUGAAGUAUAAAGUCUUCGGCGGUGAGAACAAAGAGAACUCAGAACCUAAUCGGAGAAACCCUAGAAAAAUCUUGAACGACGACGUUUUGAAACCGUUAGAUCCGAACAGAGAUGAUUCGGACCAGAGAAACCUUACAAAAUCGUUGAAAGAUGAGAUUUUUAAACCGUUAGAUCUGAAACUGACGGAGAAGUUUGAAAAAAUUUGUCCUCCGGGAGGAGAGAAUCGAGUGGUGAUUUACACGACGUCGUUGCGCGGUGUUCGUCGGACGUUUGAGGCGUGUAAUGCUGUUAGAAGCGCGGUGGAGAGUUUUGGUGUUGUGGUUUGUGAGAGAGAUGUGUCUAUGGAUAGAGGGUUUAAGGAAGAGCUUGUGAGUCUAAUGGCGAAGAGAGUUAAGGAUGAUGGAGCUGCUGCAUUGCCGCCUCGGGUUUUUGUUAAGGGAAUGUAUAUUGGUGGAGCAGAGGAAGUGUUGAGACUAGUUGAGGAAGGUUCUUUCGGAGAGCUGAUCCGCGGGAUUCCGAGAAAGAAAGUAGGAUGUGAGAGCGGCGCGUGUGAUGGUUGUGGUGGUUUGUUUUUCUUGCCGUGUUUUCGGUGUAAUGGGAGCUGUAAGAUGGUGAAAGGAUGGGGUAGUGCUGCUGUGAUUGUGAGAUGUAAUGAGUGUAACGAGAACGGUCUUGUACCUUGUCCGAUUUGUAGCUAAGAGAGAGUUACGACUAUCUCUGUUUCACUCUUUUUCGAUUCGUGUCGCUUAAGCUAUGGGGUGAAACAGAGCAAGCUUAUGUUUGUUUGUUCCAUUAUGUAUAAUUCAAAACAAAUCCUCUAUGUUCUACAA
Messenger RNA from Capsella rubella, 1311 nucleotides. RefSeq lists its product as uncharacterized. The transcript has a single exon. The record is from RefSeq and is a predicted model, not a curated record. Lineage: Eukaryota; Viridiplantae; Streptophyta; Magnoliopsida; Brassicales; Brassicaceae. The coding region runs from base 142 to 1179 and encodes 345 amino acids.